AUGAGCGAUCAACUCCCUAAGGAUUCCAAUGGACCUUCAAAACCUAUCGAUAUCGUCGUCGUCAUCGACUCGACUGGAUCCAUGGAUCAUUAUCUCAUGGCACUCGUACGGAUAAUCCCCCAGCUCCAAGCCAUUCGCGGCCUCACCUCUCGCAUCCGACGCAUCGGGCGCUCCGUGAUUGACCCUGUCCCUGUCAACGACGAGGCGGCGCGGUUGAUGGAGCCGCUGUUGACGAUUGACGACGUCGUAGAGUGGAGUGGCUGGGAUGAGCCACCUGAUAUGAAUAAAGCUGGAGAUGUAGGUCGUGGGAGGAUCUUGGGCGAGUGGGUUAAGGGACUCGUUGCGGAAGGUGGAGGGGAUUAUCCAGAGGCGGCAAAGACGGCACUCCGCAAGUUACUCGACAUUCUUGGUGAUUCCAGAUCAAAGGAAGAGACAAAGGGGGACGUAGAGGAGGAUACGCUCGUACUCUGGUUUACCGAUUCGCCACCCCAUCAUCGUUCGCAGCGAGGGUUCAAUCGCCUCCUCGAGAUUGCUGCGCAUCACCCUCCCAACGACGAUACGCUACCAAAAUUAAUCUAA
Serendipita indica DSM 11827 is the source of this 579-nucleotide messenger RNA. NCBI's taxonomy places the organism in Eukaryota, Fungi, Basidiomycota, Agaricomycetes, Sebacinales, Serendipitaceae. The record is from the annotation of a GenBank genome assembly.